Leptidea sinapis is the source of this 3271-nucleotide messenger RNA. RefSeq lists its product as uncharacterized. Gene Ontology annotation, cellular component: transcription regulator complex; nucleus. Bases 269 to 1804 code for a protein of 511 amino acids. NCBI's taxonomy places the organism in Eukaryota, Metazoa, Arthropoda, Insecta, Lepidoptera, Pieridae. Gene Ontology annotation, biological process: regulation of transcription by RNA polymerase II. The transcript has 2 exons. The record is from RefSeq and is a predicted model, not a curated record.
CAUAAAAUCAAAAAAAAAUAUUAAUAAUAAGUAGAAACAAGAAAUUGAAAAUCAAAAUAAUAGUAUUGAAAUGCGAUUUGAACAGUAGUAAAUAUAUUUUUUUGAAUUUCGAUGUAGAGCCUAGUUGAAGUAAAUAGGUGCUAAAUAUAUUUUCUGAUACGAACAGUUGUAUUCAUAACUUAUAUUUUCCGAUCAAUAAAUCAAACCAUUAGAUUCACGACGACUAUGAAUAAUUCUUUUUUAUUAUAAUUUAUAUAAACAUUUCAAUAUGGAUUUAAACACACAUCAAAAUCAGAGUUACUGGUUUGUAGUUCGAGAAGACCAAAGCAAUGUUAUAUUUAGCAGUAACAACUUUACUAUUCAAAACCCACCGAUUGCAGCCCAAGAAACAAGAUUUAUCGUCGAUACUUCUGAAAAUCGACAGUAUCUUCAAGUGUGUGGCCUUCAGACAAUUCCUGAAGAACCAAAUAAAGAUACUUGUGCGGCUGUAGAGUCAAAAGAAGAUGUUAAGUUUUGGGACAGAAAUAAAAUAAAAAUACUUCUUAACUUAUGCUUAGAUAACAGGUAUAUGUCUGAAAACUCAACCAUGAUAUGGGAUGAGGUUGCACUGCUAGUGGGAACAACUCCAGAAUUAUGUGAACAAAAGUUUAGAAACCUCAGACGAACAUAUAUUAGAUUAAUGAAGAAGAAACAAAUGGGAAAAGAAAUCAAAUGGAUACAUUAUAACUUAUGUGAAAAAAUCUUCAAAGACUUGGAUACCACAGUUGAAUCUAUAGAACCUUGGGAAGAUGCUAAGGUUAGGAGACUUUUGACACUUUACCUAGAAAAUAUUUGUAAAUUUAGAGACACAAAUUAUUCACAAAAGGACACUUGGAGAGAGAUUGCAGCUCAACUAAACACAAGUGAACAUAAUUGCUAUCACAAAUUUAAAAACUUGAAAAGAACUUAUUUUAACUGUUUAGAAAAAAGUCGAGAUACUGGAAAGAUAAUAAAAUGGAGAUAUCAUAAUUACUUUGAGAGAAUAUACUACAACUAUACACCUGACAUGGGGCCUUGGGACAAACACAAGAUUCUACAACUUAUAAAAUCUUAUGCUGAGAUAGCCCAUAAGUUCAGAGACCCAAAAUACCAGAAAAAAGAAUUGUGGAGAGAAAUAUCUAGAAAAGUUGGCGAGAGUCCCAGCCACUGCGACAGAAAAUUUAGGAACUUGAAACAAACCUUUGUUAGAUUGAAGAUGAGAGAAGAUGCCGGGAAAUCAAUAACUAAAUGGAGGUAUUAUAAAGACUUUCUAUCCAUAUAUGAGAAUAAAUCAUAUUCUCUUCUAAUUGAUGACAUUGAUGUUGUUUAUAAAAAUCAGGAACAAGAUUAUAUUAUGCAGUUGCUCAAUUUUUAUAUUGAAAAUAAAGAUAAGUUUAAUGAUCCACUUGUUAAGAAAAAGAACCUCUGGAGAAUAAUAGGUGCAAAAGUUGGUUUGACUCCAGUAGAAUGUGAUAAAAAAUUCAGAAACAUGAAGCAAACUUAUAUGAGGCUGGUUAAGAAACAACAAACAGGUGACAAGCCUAACAGUUGGCCAUAUUAUCCUUAUUUCGAACAAAUUUAUGGGGAACAUAUACCUAAAAAAGAACACGCUCACAUAAACAGCUGUAAUAUUGAUAUGAAUGUUGAAGGUAUCAGAAGUAUUAUACGUGAAGCUCAUGAAAUUAAAGAGCAAGAUAAAUUUAAUAGGCUGGUAAAGGCCAUAGAGGAAUCUAACAACAUACAAAGGGAACGGAAUAAAAUAUUACAAGCUCUACUGGAUAGAUGAGGGUUAUAUAUCCUACUAAUGAGUCAUUUGAUUGUUAUAAUAGUCCUGACAUUUUAAAAUAGGUACCUUUAUAUCUCACUUUGGGAUAAAGAAAAAAAGCGCAAAGGUACUUAGGAACAAAUAUCAUGAAUUUAAAAUGGAAAUGGGCUGGGUCUAUGGGUAGAGGAAGGGAAAAGUAUAACAUAAAGGUCACAGAAUGGUACCCCAGAAAUGGCAUAAGAAUCAGGGGAAGACCCAUCAAUGAUUGGAGGACGACCUGGCCAAAUUUACAGGAGCUACCUGGAGCAGAGUCACCAAAGAUAGAAGUGAGUGCAAAGGUUGGAGGAGGCUUAUCUAUAUAUCUAUCUACAAUCUGCAGAAGACUACCUCGAUUUUAUAUAGAUGGAAGAAAUUGUAAUUUUUAUUGUUGAAUAAAAAGGCUUUAUUAUUAUUAUACCUUUAUAUAGGUGAUACCAUUGACCAUGCAUUGACAAACUAUGAAUAACUAGACUCCCAAUCGCCUAUUAAAAGGUUGUCAAAUAUGUCAGAGCAGCAUUGUAUACACAUAUACAUUAACUUAUCCAAAAAAAAUUGUGAAAGAGGUGUCCGUCCUUUUACCUUUACCAGUAGGACUCUUCUUUGCACAGGAUGCCAGCUAGAUUAUGAGUACCACAACGGCGCAUAUUUCUGACGUGCAGCAGUAAUGUGUGAACAUUACUGUGUUUUGGUCUGAAGGGCACCAUAGAAAUUGCUGGGCAAAUGAGACUUAACAUCUUAUGCCUCAAUGUGAAGCGCUCUUCACGGUUCAGUUGUAGUGCCACUCAGAAUUUUUUCGGAUUUUCAAGAAUCCUGAGUGGCACUGCAUUGUAAUGGGCAAGCCGUAUCAAUUUCCAUCAGCCGAAUGUCCUGCUUGUCUCAUCCCUCAUUUUCAUUAAAAAAAACACACAUUUCACUGGAUUAGACUUGCUUCAGACAUUUUUUUAUUCUAGUUCUUUAUAGUAUGUCAAUGGGUGAUACAUACAUCUCUUAUUUGAUGGUAUUACCUAGAAGAUAGGUUCCGUAGCAGCAAAUAACAUAAAAUAAAAGUUCUUGUAGUUCAUUCUAACUUUGAUCGAUGUUUUAAUAAUAGUGUAUUAAAAAAUAUUACUUGUUAGAUCUCAUUCAAACUAAUUUUCGGUGGAAAUUUGCAUGGUAAUGUACGUCAUAUAUUUUCAUCAUUCUCUUAUGGACACACAUUCUAAUUUGGAAGUGUCUCUUGCGCAAACUAUUCACUUUAGAAAAAAAACAUUUUUGAAGACCUAUCCAUGUAUGUAUGGUUUUGAUUUAAAAAUAUAAUUUCGGAAAAAAGUGGCUGUGGCAUACGGACGGACAGACAGACAUGAUGUGCCAUAAGGGUUCCGAUUUUUGCCAUUUGGCUACCCGCUACGGACCCCUAAAAAGACAUGUACCUAUUUACUAUUAAGAAAUAAAAUUUGUUUAAAUGCCUAA